Rattus norvegicus (Norway rat) is the source of this 27441-nucleotide messenger RNA. NCBI's taxonomy places the organism in Eukaryota, Metazoa, Chordata, Mammalia, Rodentia, Muridae. The record is from RefSeq and is a predicted model, not a curated record.
UCCUGCGAACCUUGCAUUUUGUGCUCCUUACAAGUAAGGGUGUGAAAAUGUUUUCAUUCUGGAAAGAAUUUGCUUUUAAAUGCGAUGUAAUGGAUCAGUGGAGAGUAUUCCGAAACCAAGCCCUUAUACCAAAUCACCCUAAACCCUGUCUUAACUGGGGAGAUUGUUUUAAGCUUGUGGUUACUUACACCCAAGCUUUACUUUCUCCCCACACGGCAAAUCCUUUUAAAUUGAGGUCAGUAUCUCACACUUUAAAAAUGUACCGUGACCGUGUCUCCAUCCCCAGAAAAGCCUCAAUAAAAGUAACUAUCCUUUUUAUUGCAAAAUCGGGCAACAUAAGGAUGUUGCAUGUUAUUUUGGCAAUCACACUCCCUGGAUUUUCUCUCUGGUGACAAAACAGACUUGGAAAGGAAGUAACAACCACAGUUUCUGCUUAAGUAAUUUAAGUGGUGGCUGUGGUUGCUCUAUUGUUUAGAUGGAUGUCAGUAAAUGCUCUUACUGUACACCUACAUCCAAUUCUACCCUCAAAACACUAUGCACAUACACAAGAGUGUUCAGCUAAUCCAAGGCUUCCCUCACUUGGGGUUUUGGAUGCUUUCAUUGCAUCCUCAGCAAGCCUCUCUUUCCUGCCCUCCACCCCCACCCCAGAAAUCAGAAUUGACACUAAAUGCAGAGUUGUUGGAGGGCAGGUGGCUAUCAGCUCUCCCACAAGCCCUCGAGACUCUUUAAUAAUGUCAGGCACAUUCCCGAGCAGCCUAUUUUUAUCCAUCUCAUCAUCGCUUCCUUGUGAUCACAUUUUCAGACUUUGCAAAAAGAAGUCCAUGAUUACCCAGUGCUGUGAGACAUUUUUUUAGGGCACGGGGAAGAGGCUUCCAAUUUUACACGAUUCGCUCAUUUCAUCCUGCGUGUGUCCUGCAGAUGGUCAGGUGGUCUUCCUUGGAUGAUCUAUUUCAAGUUGGUGGUCGAAUUCAAUGUCAGGUUACUGCUGAGAACAGAGGAACCCAAGGAGAGAACUGUGUCAUUCAUUCAGCGUUUGAUGGAGUGUUCCCUCAGUUUUGCUAGAUUCUAGUGAGGAUGCAGGGUUGGACAGAACAUGGCCUUUGCCUAGGCAGGAGAACUGUUGUUUAUUGCUUUCUUGUAAAUGUCAACUCGUAUGUGGAAUGAAAAGCAGGUCUAGGGUUCACUGAAAGAAAUAAUGGAUACUAAGGCAUUGAGCCUGGCCUUAGUGUCUGUCUGAGCAUUGAGAGGUCAGAGGGCCCUUCCUUUCUCCUGUGUAAAUUUUGGGGUGCUGAUUGCACAAGAGGACACGAAUCUUAUCAUUUCCUUCCCCAAAUUUGGCUCCUUUCAGCAUGUGGGAGGUGCUAGAAGCUGAUGCUGUAUGAGAACCAUGGAGAUCAUUUGGAGGAAGCUCCUCCUACAAGAUGGGAAGGGAAUGUGCUUACAUCAAGUUGGUUGUCCAGGGUGCAAGCAGCCGAGCCUUUGUUUCGUGUCUCAUAGCAUCAAAGAGGGGAUGAAGCGACUUAGGGACAUGAAGGCCUUUGACACUCCCUUCUGUUAGCUCAGUCACCAUUUCCUGUUACCAUACUCCAUUUUUAGUCAAGGAGAGUUUUGUCAUAGGUAAAUUAUUUGGAUUCAGAGAACACGACAAGGCUCUUCAAAAAAAAAAUUGUGCUAAAUAAUCUACAAUAGCGUCAGCUUGGAGACUUUUUUUUAGAAAUUUCUCCAGAAAAUAUGAGAAUUAGGGGAAAUAAUUUAAAAAAUAGCACCUGGGAAAUGAGAACAAUCUCAGGACAUUUUAAAAGAAACACACACGGAUGGUCAUCCUGGGUCUAGUGCAGCUAUCUAGCACACAGUAGGAACUUCAAGUAGAGUUGUAGGCAUUUAUAAGUUUUAGGGAGGCAGCACCAUUUCUAACCAAUAAUAAGUGAUCACCAGUGUAGAAUGUGAUUUAUAGCAGGGAGCUUGACCUCUGACCUUGUUUUUUUCUGCUCCCUUCAGGAGAAAAAUGUAGACUUCCAAGGUCAGACCAGACACAUAUAGUGAUGAUCGGGUCUUGCUAGAAGACAGCUGCAUAGAAAACUGAACAUUUCAGUUGUGAAGAUCAUGCUUUCUUUCAGUGUCUCUUUUCAGUUAUCAAAUCUAAAGUAAUCCUAAGAGUCCCCAGCCUCCUAGCAACCAGGGAGCUCACAGGCCUGCCAAAGAGUUCACGGUUCCUCUUCCAUAUUCAUUUCCUAGCAGUGCCUUCUGGGCAGGAGUGGGGGGAAUCUUGCCUUUUGUUCAAACCAAGUUGAAUAUAAAAUGUGCCCAGCAUUCCAAGAAGAAAGGAGAUUGGGUCAAAUGGCUGUGGGACCACUCCACCUCAUUCUUCCGGCACCAGAUAGAUAUGGCGGCGUUAACUGAAGAGCGGAGUCAAACUCCCAUGAGAAAGGGACUCUGUAAUAUCCGGAGCUGAACAUUUGCAGCCACGACCGUGGGCCACUGUGAGAUGAUUGGAGGGCUUCAAGCGUUCUGUGGGCUAAGCCUUUAGAGUCUUCUCUGUUCUUGUGUGAGCAUCCUUUGAGCCAUUCAUUCGCAUGAUGCCAAGCUGCUUUUGCUUUCCCCUUGGGCUGUACCAAGGGUGGCUAUGCUUUAUACCCCAUGUGUAAUGCUGGCCAAAUUUUGGUGGGGAAUCUCACACCGAUCAAGACUACAAGUUAACUUUUCUAGUCUUCAGGCUCUACUGAGUAUAACCAUAAAAGACUUCACAUGCUAAUGAGAAAGCUGAGUGGUGGCAAGUUUUAGAUCAAUUCUUGUGUUUUGUAAGUGAUGCCUUUAAGGAAGAAAGCCAACAUUUUUCAUUCUAUGAACCCUAAGGAAUCUGAAGAGAAAGGCAAAAUAGAAACCUAAAACUGACACCCUCAAACAUGUAGACUACUUUUGACUGAUGGUGAUCUAAUGGUCUUAAUUAAGCGAGGAGACGUGGCUGGCACAUCACCCUAUUAGUUUAUUGGUUUUCAUUUUACAGAAUCUAGUCCUGGGCCCUUUAGUAUGAGCCAGUUCCCCAUGCUCUCAUAUUGCAGGACACCCGAAAGUGGACGCUAGACAGGCAGGUUCUAAUCAUGGCCUGCCCGAGCCAGCUGUGUCCCCUGCCAGUCAGAUGGCCUCCCUCUGUCUAUAAUGAGUCCUUUGGCUCCAUGCGUCCAUUGUAGAGGCCUUGUAAUGAGCAAGCUCAUAAUGAGCAAGCCCUAGACUUGUGAACUUAGCACCUGAUGUUAGGAGAGCCCUUUGCCCUUCUCCAUACACCGGAGCCAUGGACUUCUCCAUGCAGGAGCUGUGCUUGUGUUGGAACCCUGCUUCCUGCCGUCCUUAGGCCCUACGUUAAAUGUGUGCCUCAUUGUGACCAGGUGACGGGCUUUAAUAGAUAGCAUCCUGUUUCUCCCCUGUUCUUCUUGGCUCUUCUCUUCCAACUGUUUUGAUUUGCAGCUCCCGGCAUUGACUGCUCUCAUCAAACCAGUGGAGGGGAGGGAUGGUCCACUCUGAGGCAAACGACUUCAUUAUUUCCCAAGGGGACACCGGCAGUUUACAAAGGCCACCUCCUCGCCUGGUAUUUCAAUAUCUUCUACAGUCUUUGGGAAAUUUUUUAUUUGGAAAAAGAAAAAGAAAAGAAAAAAGAAAAAAAAAGAGAGUAUGCUGUGUAAAACUUUAGAAUAUUUAUAACUCCUGGGCAUUUGAGGCCUUAAAUUCCCUGUACCCCCAGAGAUUUGGAGUAGAUUAGACGAGGGUGCAUUCUUUGGUACAAACUUGUUUAUGCUGAAUGCAGGACUUGAGAGUAUAAUCUGGUCAGGUUCUUGCUAUUGGGAUAGCGCACAAACUUUGGAGUUUAGGGUAGCCUUCGUUACUCAGCCUCAAAACUGUGUGAUGUCUUGGCUGUCGAGGUUUCUUGUGUUAGUGAGAACAGAGCCUAGUCAAGUCUGAAUUUACUUUGGCCACAUUUACACCAGAAUAAAAUGACACGGCUUUUUUUUUUUUAAAGGAUGUAAUAAACUUUUCCCUAAGUAGUAAAUCCCCAAACUAUUUUUAUGUAAUGCUGGAAUGUGUAACCAGCUGGCCAGAAAAUCCUAUUGAUUUCUCCUCCUUAAAUAUUUUAAAUGGAUCUCUGUUUCCCAGCUCUUUAGAUCUCCUGCUCUAUUAUUGACCAAAAGGACCAGCUUUCCAGGUCAAUCCAUUUUCCCUGGGGCCCCAGAAGGUUUUUAUUUUUGUUAUUUCAUUUUUCACCUGGCCCAAAGCAAAACUGGAGAAGUCGCUUCUCUUUUUAAUGCCUCUCAUGCACGUGGGUGGAGUUGUGUGUGGACUGUGGGCUCUAGAAAGUCUUCACAGGCGUGACUUUCCCCACCAUUUCAACAUCUUUCUAAACCUCCUCCUUACCCUGUGCUCCUGAUUCGGUCUGUGAACUCACACCUCAAGCCAUUAUGUAUCUUUCAGACUUUCUGUAACAUUGUUUAGAACGUUCAACACCCCCCCCCCCAAUCUCUUCAGGUCUGACAGAGUUCUAUCGCCACUUCCAGAGUCAAUAUGUCUAGCCUGACCCCUUCAAUUUGAGAUUAGAUCUAAUAGCUCUGAUUGGCUUGAAUUUUCAACCCUCCUGCCUCAGCCUCCACCAGGCUGAGGGUGCAGGUGCACCCCAAUAUGCCCAGCUAUCCCCUUUCUUAUUCUCUCCCUCCAGAUCCUUUCUGUGACAGUUGUUUUAUGCUUGUGUCACAACAGCUCUGCACUGUGCGGCCAGCUCACCCAGUCCCAAACUUUACCGGACAGCCAGCUGUUAACUGACAACACCUGUUUCCUUUCCAUCCCUCUCGUGCCAGCAUCUGUGAGCUUGGCGCACAUCAGGGCUCAGAUGUGUUUUAGAUGAGUGACUUUUCUUAAGAGGAGGAAAGGAGGGAUGUCUGGAAGUCUGGCUAUGAAUCAUCCUCCUCUCAUAACUGGGGAAGUUACUACAGUUAGAAUUCUAUAGACUAUAUGCUAUUGUACCAAAUGUGCUUAUUAUAUACUAGACAAUCUUAAGAUCUUACCUCUGAGUCAUCUCCUUCUAUGGGGGAAAAAUCCAACAAAGUGUUAGCUGUUUGCGAGUGAGCCUUUGGGAAUCGGAAGUCGGAGUAAACAGUCAGGAGCCAAGGAGAGCAGUUAGUCUGGAAUGGUGGAGGGUUCAUAGAAGAGGAAGUUGCCAGUUAGCCCCUGGAGGGAGGACUUACUGGGGUCUUGAGAAGUAGCUAGGAUUUCAGGAGAUGGAGAAGGAGAAGGAUUGGGGAAGGGUGGGGAGACAGUAUUAGCCAGACACAAAGCUGUGUGGAGUUGGUCAUGCUGUUAACUUUGGGAUGUGAGAAACGACAUAACCAGGCAAGGAAGGAGCCUGGAAUUUGGGUGAAUCCUGAGUUUAUAAGGCAGGUAAUGGAUUUGUGACUUUUGGAGGGAGCUAGGCUUGGAGUGAAGAUGGAUAACAUGUAUGUCUAGUACUUCGGAGAUCUGCAGGGAAGGAAUCCAUGUAGCGAUUCUGCAAUCGAUGGUAAAAGGCUACCCUAGAACCACAUUUCCCUACACCGGUAUGCUACACUGUAUCUUUUUGGGGGAAGGAGCCUUAACCAUGUACAAAUUGUUUUACACUGUUUUAUUUGGGGCUGAGACGUUUAUUCGGCACACGAUUCUAGUGACUGUAAGGUCUGAAUAAAAUAAUGUAGAUGUCCUUGAGGGAUUGCUCACUCCCCGCUCAUUUCCCAGCCCUCCAGUACAGCUGGCCACAUGUGGAUGGGAGUGAAGUUGUGGUCUGGCCUUGCUGUAUAACAGUUCAUUGUAAUGAGAACUGGUCCAGUUCCAUCGGACCAGACUUCCUUCCUCCGAGUGGGCAUCGAUCCCCUCCGCAGAGCCGUAUCCCUUUGUCUAGCUAUCUAGCGACAUCUGGCACAUGGUGCUGCUGGGAAGGGGCACAGGCUCUCGGCAUAGUCAAAAUGAUCUCACCUGGACUUCCCAGGGUUCCUUUCGACUUGACUCGCUUUUUAGUUAAGUGAAUUAAAAAGAAAACACCUUUUGCUGUAAAAUUACAGGUUUCCCUUGAUAGUUAUAUUUUUUUCUAAUCUUCAUUAAAAUGAGUCUAUAACUCUUUCUGCUAAGAGCAGUUAGACCAGACAAGCAUCUGAAAAGAGCUCAUAGACCUGACUGACACUGGAACUGUGUACUUAAACCGGAACUUUAGACCAAGGAGGGAGGGAUGGGAGGAAGACAUAAGGAGGGUCUGUCAGACAGAGGAGCAGAUCACUCUUUAGAACUAGUUGGUUUUAAGAAGUAAGAGAAAAUAAAAGGCACUCUAUACCUUGCUGGUGGGAAUGUAAACCAGGGUAACCACUGUGGAAAAAGUUCAUCAAAAAUCCAGCAGUGGAACCCCAGGAUCCAACUAUACCACUUCUGAGAACAUUCCUAGAGAACCCAAAUCAGCAUACCAGGGAGAUAUCUGAUCAUCUAUCUCAGCGCAGCUCUGUCCUUAGUAGCCAAGUUGUAGAAUGAACCUAGCUGUCUGGUGACAUGUCUGGUAAAGAAGACAGGCUAUGCACACUCGCAGUGGAAGUUUAUUUAGCUGUAAAGAAAGAGGGGGCUUGAAGGAGGAUGGGUGGAAUUGGAGAACACCUCAAUAAGAGAGAUGCCAGGCCUAGAAAGGCACAUAUGUUUUUAUUCAUGUGUGGAGCCUAGAUUGUGUACACACACACACACACACACACACACACACACACACACACACACACACAGCAUAAUAGAAGGAUUAUUUGGGAUGGGGAACCAGCAAGAGGAGUCACAGGAGAGGGUAAUGAACAAAUGUGGUUAAAGGUACAUGAUAUACUUGAUUAAAACUGUCACAGAAAACCUCCAUUGCUUUGUAUAACAAAUCUACACUAAGUUAAAAAGAUGAAUCGGGGUGUUGUUUCUGAAGAACAUAGGGAACCAUCAGGAAGCCGGGGAAAGUGGAACAGAUGAUGAUUUCUAUUUUGGAAGAACAGAUGUGUUCUCAGAGCCAGGAGGUCCUUUAGGCACGCUUGUGCAUAGCGGAGGUUAGAGGGCUGGAGGUCAUCCAUGCAGAGGAGCCUUGAGAACACCAGAAUAGCCCAGCUUUUUUGUACUCUCUGGUCUGCUUUUCUAGGUGGCUUCAGUUAUUUUUAUUUCCGGCAGAUGGAGGGUCAACUGGACUUCAUGGACUGAGUUCUCCUUCGAGUUUCAAAACCCCGGGGACUCAGCGUUAGGACUGCUUGUAGGUUACUCCCCUGGACUUCAGAACCAAAGUCUGGUGCAAUUCCUAGGUUUGCGUUAUUGGUGUUUACAUGGGAUCGAUAGUCCCUUUGUUGGCAGCAGGAGCAUGCUUUGGUGUCUGUAGUGCAGGUUUGGGAAGAAGGAGAGCGACGCAAGUGACUGCACAAAAGAUGGGACCAGCUAUGUAAAUAAUGUAUGCUUCAAACAUCUGUCAUAUACCUAUUCAGUGGAAAAAUUAUGGCUUAGGUAACUCACUUUCACAGUUAAAAAAAAAAAUCUCCAUUCAUCUUUCUACUUUAAUCCAUGACGACUCCUCCAGGCCAAGUUUUCUCUUUUUGAAGAUAAAAGAGAGAUAUUUGGCAGAUGCCUGCAGGCAUUCGGGGCAGAGGACGGAUGCCUGGCCUCAUCCUUCUGAUGGCCACAGUUUCCCAGGGUGGGACUGUCUGGCAAUUAACAUCCUACCUCAGCCUUGCUGCACGUUUCAGUCUGGUCUCUUCCUCUCAGGGAGCCAAAGGCAUCUCCACUGCUUCUCGUGCACCCACCUUUUGCUUCGAAAUGAUUUCCACAGUAGGUGAACUGAUGCCCAUUGUGGUGAUUGAGAUGCGUCUGCCAUUUUUGUUUCUUCACAUUUGGGCAUCAAUUUUAGCUCUGCUAUAGCCCCCAACGGUUAUGUGUUUGACAAAGUCUUCCAAAAUACCUAUUCAAGCUCCAGCCUCUGGUGCCCGAGAAUAUGACGGUAUCUGGAGAUGAGGUGUGGAUGUAGUCUUGCUGACGUGCUGUGUAGGGUGGGCUCUGCAUCCAAUAUGUAAAUAGAAGAAAAGAGUUCCAGGGGAGGGGGACAUCAUGUGACUCUAGGGGCAGACGUGGGAGUAUUCAUCAGCCAAGUGGUUGCUAGCCACCAUCAGAAGCCAGAAAGAGGCCCAGAUAUAUUCUUCUUGAAAGGAACUAGCUUUACCUAUGUCUGUAAUUCAACUUUAGGACUCAGAGUCCUUUUCGCUUGCUCUGUUCUAGUUUUCGUUGCUUAUUACGGGGGCGUUAGGACACAAAUCUUUUCACCAUUGGGUCAUUGGUGGGAGGCAGAGUCUGCCUUCUCUAUGGAGAUGCUCAAUGGCUGCAUGAUUUCCCUCCCUUCCCCUCCCCUCUCCUUCCUUAUCCUUCCUCCCCUUCCCUCCUCUCCUCUCUUGUCCCCUCCCAUCUCCUUCUUUAUCCUUCCUUCCCCUCCCCUCCCCUUCUCUUUUUUUUCCCAGUUGCACACACCUUUUCCCUUCUUGACUUUGAACCUUGCUCUGCUGGGACAACUGGUGGGCCCAUGAGAUGAAGUCUUUAGGCUUUCAGUAGGGUAGCAAUUCCAAGGUAGUGGUGGCCCUUAGUAGUUUGUGUCCCUAUGGCUGUGCUGGUAGUGCCAGCUGCUCUUUUGUGAUUGCUAAUGGGGACCUUUUCCUUCGUAAAAUGUCUCUGUCUUCAGCGUUCCAAGCCCUACCUUUCCCAUCAUGCCUGAUCACCUAUGAGUCACUAAUGUACUUGAACAGGUUGCUUUUCUGAGAGGCUGUCUGUGAGUUAGGGCUGAGAGACAGGCCCUGAGAGCCUGGCUUCACCGUCCAGCUUUUCUACCACUCUGUGAGGAAGCAGACAUGUUAGCUGUUUUCCUAGGAGCUCAGUUUCCUGUCUUGAAAAACAGGAAUCAUAAUGGUAGCUGCUCAUCAGGCAUUGGGUGAAUUGUGUGAACUCAUUCAUAUGCAUAAAGCCUUAGGACCAGCCUGAUUCCUUAAAGGUGUGGAACCUCUAUUGCUUAUUAUUAGUGUUUCUUAAAGAGCCCAUGCUGACCUGUGUUACUUGUAACUGAGGAUCCCAUCCAGUUAAGAGUUGGGGCAGUAGCAUCAGUAGUUGUCACUUUAAACUCUAAGGAUUGAUCUAAAAAAAAAAAAAGGAUUACAUAGAAACUAUACAACAAAUAAAAUUUUGGUUCUCACUUUGCAACAAUGUUGCUUUCAUUUUUGAAAAGUUUCCACUCUUAUCUGUCUGUUGAUAGCCCCUCUUGCUUCACACGUGGCUUCCUUUUGGUGUUUUGGUCUAUUCUAGAGCAGUGGUUCUCAACCUGUAGGUUGAGAUUGCUCUGGGGAUUAAAGGACCCUGCCAUGGGAGUUGCAUAUCAGAUAUCCUGCAGAUCGGAUAUUUACAUUUUAUAACAGUAGCAAAUUAUGAUUCUGGGAGUGGCAACCAAAAUAAUUUUAUGGUUAGGGAUCAUCUCAACAUAAGGAACUGGAUUAAAGUGUUGCAUGGUUAGGAAGGUUGAGAACCACUGUCCUCAACCUGAAGUACUGAUUUCUGUUCUCAUAGUAUCUUUGUACAUCUAUGUGAGCAUUAAAUAUUGGUCAUUAUUUUCCCAUGUGACCCCUCUAUUUUAGGUCUGGGAACGUAGUAGCUAAUUUGCAUGGAUAAGUAGGACACACCGUCUUGCUCAGAUUCCUGGUAGUAACAGUAUGGAUUUGGAAGUCCAGUUCUGUCUUUAACCUGAGGCACAGUUAGCACCCAGGAGUGAUAUGAAGACCUCGUUGUGUAAUUGUGGCUAUUUGUCACCUUGCUGCAGUCUCUGAGUCUAAAGGGCAAACAGGGAAGAAGGAGCUAUCUCUAUGGUUACGAGGCUGAACUGGUAGAGCCUCUGAGGAAACAGCAAGUAAGCGAGCAAGCAGACAAACAAACCAAUCCAAUAUAGAUCUUUUGGCAAUGUUGUAAGCAGACUCACUUUUUUGACUCCACCAACUAUCUAAAAAGGAAACAUCCUUCCAGAUCAGAUGCUCACGUUUGUGAUUGUAACAGUAAACCAGGGAACUCAUCUGAACUUUCAUUUCAAAUUGGUUUUCAAAUAUUUGAAAGAAGCAUUUGGACACAUUUCUCUCCUGUUUAUCAACACGUUCUUUAUAGUGCAGACAAAGGACAUAUGUUGAUAAACUUGAAAAAAAACCUUUUAAAAGUCUGCUGGAGAAAGUGAAUGAUGGAAGCUUAAGUAGAAGAGGAAAGAUGAUAAAAAUUGUGUGGAGUUUCCCACUUUUGUGGACACAGAACUUUGCACAGCAGCCGAACACCGUGAGUUAAGGCUCCGAAAUUUGCAAAACUGGAGAUACAGCCCAGUGGUUAGAGCACUUGUUGUACCAGUAUGAGGACCAGAUUUGGAUCCUCAGAAUAAGUGCCAGGUGAGUAUGGUGGCCUGACUGUAGUUCCAGCAGUGCAAGGAAAAGCAGUUGAGCCCUGAGCAAGCUGGCUUUUGAGAUUAGUUGUAUCUGCAAGCUCUGGGUUUGAUUUAGAGACUCUGCCUCCAUGAAUAAUACAAAAACACAGUGAAGGAAGCCUCUUGAUGUCAGCUUCGGGCCCCUGUAUGUACAUUCACACACGCACACACAUGUGCGUGCACACACACCAAGAGAGAUAGAAGAAAAAGGAAGGUCAAACAGUUGCAUAGGGUGCCCUAGCCUCCACUUACUGGCUGAGUAGUACUGGCAAUUUAUAUAUUCAGAUUACCUUUUUUUUUUUAUCUAUAAAGUGAGAAUAAAGUGGUAUCUAAGUCAGUUUCUAUGUAGAUUAAAGGAGCCGACGCUUGGAAGAGGGCUGGUAGGGUACCUCGUGCAGGGUAAGGUCUGCUGUUGGAUCAUCUUUAGGGACGUAGCUAUGUGGACACAGGUAUUCCUUGGUGCUUCACAACUGAAAGUGCAAGAGGGUGCCAGCAGCCAACGUGUCCAAGGUCAGACCAAGGUCAGGGGUCUAUUUAAGUCAGAUUCUUAGCUUCUUACACAGUAUUCAUUUAAUCAGAAAUCAAAUAUUCCAUUUCUCAUUGAUUUUGAUAUGUGAUCUAAGGAAGCCCACCGAAUUAGUCAUUUAUCUAAGUAGGCUCCUUGUUCUCAGAUUUCCAACUUAGAAAAAAAAAAGAUCAAGAAUCACUAUGAAGUCAACAGUCCUGUGAAAUAUGAAUCCAAAGGAACUCGACUUCACUUAGAAAUCAUCUAGUCAUAUGCGGUUUAACCCGAGAUGCUUAUUUUGACUUUUCACUAGAAGGUAAAUGCAAAAAAUCGCCUCUGGAGGUGGGAGCUGGGCUGUGUCUGUGCAUUUCCAUAUGGAACAAAAAUGGGUCUCACCUAAGCUCACUCUGAAAAAGGAAACAAAGGUAUCAUUUCCAAGGUUAACUUGGAGGGAAAGCCUAGUGGUAUCCCUCCUUUGAACCAAGUGCAUUUUCUCAGUUUUGCUGGGUCUUAAAAAGUAGGGACGGUUCUGUAGAUCUGGGAGUGUAUGGCACAAUUUGGGCCCUGCUUUCCCUGAUGAAUCUCUGCCAUUUUCCCACAGACGUAAGUUCAUAGCCCGAUUUGGAACUCUGACCUGGCACUUGAGCGAGAGACGGAAAGCGCUUGCCAUCCAGAUUAGCUUUCAAAGCUUCAUGGGAAUCCCACCCAGCUAAGGGUCUGGGAGCUCAGAACUUAGACACCUAUGUGGUUGCAUCCACCUGAGUCAUUCAUGGUCACUUUGAGUACAUCAUCUGGUCAGGUCCCCAGUGGUCCUGUCCUUCGAUCCCAGGGGGAAUGGUAUAAAGAUAGUCUGAAGGUGGAAGUAAUCUACUUCCUGUGCUCCUGACUAAGCAGUUAAACUUCAAAAGCUGCCGAUGUGUGAGAGCAGGCAAGGUGUAGGCUUUGCCAGGAAAGGCUUAGUUUCUUUAGAAUACAGACUACAUUCCAUGUGUUGGUACUCCCUCUUCUGUCUCUCUGUCUCUGUCUCUGUUUCCUUCCCCUCUCCCCCUGUGUGUGUGCGUUCGUGUGUGUGUGUGUGUGUGUGAGAGAGAGAGAGAGAGAGAGAGAGAGAGACAGAGACAGAGACAGAGACAGAGACAGAGACAGAGAGAGAGAGACUUACUCACGGGGAGAAGUCAGAGCCUUCUUGAGAUGCUAAGUUAUUUUUUUUCUUAUUGUUUGGUCAAAUACCUGACAAGAAGCACCUUAAGGGAAGAAGGGUUACUUUGGUUCACAGUUGGAGGGAUACAGUCCUUCAUGGCGGUGGGCAAGGCUUGGCAGGGGUGUACAGCAGCUGGUGGUUUUGCUUCAGUAACCCAAAGGUAGAGGAAGACAGGAAGUGAGGCCAGCCAUAAAACAUCAAGGCCUACUUCCAGUGACCUACUUCCUUCAGUAAGAACUCACCAAACAAGGCCUCAGCUGGGGACCAGGUAUUAAAACACAUGAACCUACAUAUGGGGAACAUUUCCGUCCAAACUAUGACAGAUGCUGUUAAGUAGUACAUGGCCUCCAACCUUAUGGACAAAACAACAUGGCUGCCCACCCAACUCAGCCACACAUGCGGCCACAUAGGCAUUGGUCCUUUGACUACAUCUGAUGCUGUUGGCUUAUCAGAGAUGCGACUAACAGCCGUGAAGUGUCUUGGAGGCAGGUUGUUGAGAGACAGAUUCUUGGAAGCUAUAGCUAGUCUUGGGGUCAGAAGGCUUCCUCUGGUUUGCUUCAGCCUGACUACGUCAUCCCUUAUAAAACAACAGAGCUCCUGCAAUUGAGGUGUCCAGACAGACUCCUCAUGUUUUAUUCACAUUGCUCCCAAGUCAGUGACCUACUUUUCAUUGGUACCCCAUCUACAGCGUGUGUCUACUAGUCAGUGUAAAGCCACUACCUCACUGAGGCCUCCACCAAGCAUGGCAUCCACCAGUGAAUGUUUUCAGUGGGACCAAUGGUAGGCCUUGUACAUUUGCACGCAGCGUGCUGAUUCUCAAGCAUGCCCACAGCACCUUUAGUCAUGAAUGAUCAGCCAAGACCUUACGUUUUAACAACACUAAAAUUAACUUUGAGAAUUACCUGUGUGCUUUGUUUGGUGUCUGCAUACGUCCACAUAUGUGUAGGUGUUCUCCCUCCUCCCUGGGCAUGUAUGUGCAGUCAGUUGGUAUGAAGUGUCUUCCUUUAUUAUCCUCUGUCAUAGUAAAAUAAGAUUAAUUUACAUAUUUUUGUAUAUGUGUGCGUGCACGCACAUGAAUGUGUGUAUUGCACAUGUGCACGUGGGUGCCCUUGGAAACCAGAAGGGAGUGUCAGAGGCUCUGGGCCUGGAGUUACAUGCAGGAGGUUCUGAGCUAGCUGAUGUGUGGUGGGACUGAAUUUCACUCUUCUGUAAGAGCACUAAGUGAUCCUAACUCUGAGUCAUCUCUCUAGCCCCACCAGCGUAUCUUUGGAGACAAGGCCUCUAAUUGCAUCUGGAGCCUACCUUUUGGAUGAGCCCCUGGGGUACCUCUGUCUCCACCCUAUCCCAGCAAUGGAGCCAUAAGCCUGAGCUAUCCUCCGUGGGUUCUGGGGAUUCAAACUCUGGUCUUCUUAUUUCCUCUACAUAUACUUUGCUCCAACGGCCAUCUUCCCAGUCUGGAGUUAAGUUUUUAUUUUAUUUUAAGUAGAAUCUUUUUAUUCUCUAAGCGUUUUUCCUUGUACUUCCUGCAAAGGGGUGAAAUGGGGUGGAUUCUAUUCAAGAAGCCUAUGUUGAACGGAGAGGAACAAAUUUCAAGGUUGUUCUGUACCCGUCUUAAUGAGUUUUAACUUGAAUAAUUAUGUAUGUUACUUGAGACUGACCUUUCUGCAGCGCACAGGAGUUCUGUGGAUGUCUUGCCUCCUCUUUGGAGUAGUAGAUCCUAGACAGAGCUGUCAGGGGUGGAGUGGGGAGCUGCUUUUGCCCUUCCCCUUCUUAUCACCCACCCAGAGUGGGGUUCUUCACACCCUCGUGAGCGCUUCUGAUGCUUUAAUUGGCCUGAUGUUUGAUAGCUGUCAAUCACGAGGGAUAGCCCUGAUUCUUAGGGGAGAUCAGCCUCGACUUUGCACAAGUCCUAGGUCCUAACUCGUUUAGCACAAAGGUGCCUGACAGCCACAUGUGCAACCUUGACUGAAAGAAUUCCUAUGUAAAUGUAUGCGCUGGUGUAAACUCAUAAUCCUCUUCAUUUGCAUAUAUAUGUAUAUAUGUAUAUAUACACAUACAUAUAUACAUACACACACACACACACACACACACACACACAUAUAUAUAUAUAUAUUCUUUCACUAAGUUUGAAGCUAAGCUUGGUGGCCAUCACCCACCCACCCAUGAUCCUCCUGUCUCCGCUCCUCUCCUGGGUGCUGGGGAUUUAAACUCAGGAAGGUUCCCCUGCAUGUACAGCUAGUGUCCUUAGCUUCUGAGCCAUCUUCUGAGGCUGGGCAACACAUUUUCUUUCACUUUCUUAUUUUUCCCUGUACUCUCCUUGAGUCCUUUGGCUGUGAAAACAACGAAGAGCAAGGUUGAGUGUAGUCUUAACAUCUGCCACGUGUUUUUGGAAGCAUUGCGACUGAACAUACUCUGGAGAUUACAACAGGCCAAAUCACGAAGGGAGCUGACAGGACCCGAUGCUGUAAUUCAAGAUGACGUUAUCAGGCAGAGAAGACCUUGCGUAGGCCUGUAGGUGUAAGAUAAGAUUAAAUCCAACAUAAUCAAGAAGUUAAUAAAAUAGGGAUCUGGGUGAAUCCUAGAUGAUAGGGGAUGAUAAAGUUAUAGAUGGCUAGCAGUGGAUAAAUGAAUGAUGUCUUUGCCAAUCAGUUAACUGGCUUAGAAUAUAUUACACUAAAUAUGCAUUAUAAAACCUCCACUUUGGGUGGGUAUGGGCAGGGCCUGUGACUCCUUGUAGGAGAGUGAUUCCAUCAAAAAAAAAAUACUCUUCUCAGUUCCAAGUUCCCCGAGUUUCUCAGCAAUGGGAGGAUGAGUUCUGUUCCCUUGGUAACGGGGUGAAUGCCAACAGGGUGGUGAGAGGAUAGUCUUUAUUUAGUUUUUCUACUGGUGCAAACUUCUGCAAAACCAAGAACCUAUAGGAUCCCCAAACUAUAUCACACUGAAAAAAAUCCAAAUACCGAAAAUCCCCAGUGUUCUAGCACAAGGUUUUAAUCAUAUAUUUUCUAAAAAUUCCUCAAAUUUCAAGAAAAAGUAAUUGAAAUUAUUUAUUUCUACUACUCACAUUUAAGUUCUCUAUAAACAAAAGAAUAUUGGAGAAAUAAAGUGCAAAGUUUACUAGGAAAAUGUGAUCUGUGGUGUUUGUAAAGUUUAAGCUUUAAGGUCAAGGGGGUCACUGUGUAAAAAGGUCAAGUUCACUCGUGUUCCAUUUCUCAAGAGUAGAAUCUAAAAUUAUCUUCGUGUUUCUUCUUUGAACUUUGCAUUAUCAUUUUAUGUCUAAUCAUUUGCUGGGGCAACUUUGAUUAGUAAUUUGUAUCUUCCUUUUUAAAAAAAGGUUUGGGGCAAGAGAGAUGGCUCAGAGGUUAAGAGGUCCUGAGUUCAAUUCCAAGCAACCACAUGGUGGCUCACAACCAUCUGUGAUGGGAUCUGAUGCCCUCUUCUGGUGUGUCUGAAGACAGCUACAGUGCACUCAUAUACAUUAAAUAAAUAAUAUUAACAAAAAGAUUUUUUUUAAAAAAGGAGGAUUGGGGAUCUACAAGCCUCAGCCAGGUAAGGUGGGAUGAGGACAUUCAGUAAUAUGUGGGACACCUGGUGUUUGAAUUGGGAGACUUACUUCAAAAAAAUAAUAUUUUUGUGUACACUUGGAACAUUCCAUGCAUUUAUACAAUGCAUUUUGGUUAUAUCCACCCAUCACUUCCCACCUCCAACUUCCCCUGUGAGCAGGAAGACUCUGUAAGGUCCCCGUGCCCUAUUCUUUUGGAAAAAAAGAUAGUUUGUUUCUAAAGUAAAAAUAUAAUUGAUUCUGUAAACCUAGUUUAAGUUUUUACUUUAUCUACAUUGGUGUUUUGCCUGUAUGAUGUGUCUGUCUGUGUGUGGGGAUCAGACCGCUGGAACUGGAGUUAAGGGCAGGUGUGACCUGUCAUGUGUGUCCCAGGAACUGAACCCAGGUCGCCUAGAAAUGCUUUAUAAGUCAUCCCCCAAGUCCCCUGUAAACUAUUGUAAAGCAUGCUUUAAACAAUAAUUUCCCAUUUUCUUCCUCCCGGUCCCUAACAACUGCUAUUCUGUCUUUGUGAAUUUCUGGAUACCUCGCAGAAGCACUUCUAUGUGGAGUCAUGUAGUAUUCAUUUGUGACUGGUUUGUGUCACUUCACGUCAUAUCCUGAAAGUCCAAUGAUGCUGUACCUCCUCAGAUUUCUUUCUCUUUUCUCAGGAUAAAUAAUAAUCUAUUCUACUGUGGGUGCACACAACAUUCAUCUUCCAGUGAACAUUUUGACUUAGAUACUUUUAUUAAGGAAGUAUUGUAUUGAGAACUUGCUUUUAAUUUUUUUAAAUCCCUUAGAACUCUUGACCUUUGUGAGGUAUCACCAAAUUUCUCGCAGCUGUGGUGUUGUUUUACAUCCUAGAUUUCAACACCACUGUACCUCAUAUUCUCUAGAUGUGAUGGGUGUGUAGUUUCAACAACCUACCUUAAGAAUGCAUAUUUGGGGUCUGGAGAGAUGGCUCAGUGGUUAAGAGCACUGACUGCUCUUCCAGAGGUCCUGAGUUCAAAUCCCAGCAACCACAUGGUGACUCACAACCAUCAGUAAUGGGAUCUGAUGCCCUUCUGGAGUGUCUGAAGACAGCUACAGUGUACUCAUAUAUAAUAAAUAAAUAAAUCUUUAAAAAAAAGAAUGUAUAUUUGGACUGGGGCUCAGUGGAAGGUUAAACUCUUGCCCUAUAAAUCUGAGAAUCUCAGUUAAGAUUCCCAGAACCCACACAAGGAGGGAUGAGGUAGGGCAAGUGUUUGUAAUUCUAUGACUCCUGUGGUGACAUGGGGGCACAGAAGCAGACGUCUCGCAGGCCUGGUGUGCUUGAUGGUGAAACCCUAUUUCAAUCAAGUUGGAAGGCAAGGACUGAUUUGCAAGGUUGACCUCUGACCUCCUCACAGAUGCUGUGCAAUUCAGGCACUUACACACACACACACACACACACACACACACACACACACACACACACGCGCUCUCUCUCUCUCUCUCUCUCUCUCUCUCCCCCCACAUAUUCACACACACACACUCACAUCCUCCCACAUUCAUACACACUCACACACAAACAUGCACACACGAAGAGGCAUCAGCAGUUUCACAGAGUUUUAUUUGAUCACUGUUUCCUUAACUUUUCUUUUAAACACGAAAGGUGUAUUUAAAUAUGGGUAUUGUUUUAGUUAGGCCUUUACUGCUUUGAAGAGACACCAUGACCAAAGUAACAUAAAGAAAAAAACCAUUUCACUGGAGCUGGCUUACGGUUUCAGAGGUUCAGUCCAUAUCAUCGUGGUGGAAAGCGUGAGGGUGCGGAGGCAGACACAGUGCUGGAAGGGCUGAGAGUUCUGUAUCUCGAUCCACAGGUCGCAGAGGGAGACUGUGUGCCACAGUAGGUGUAGCUUGAGCAUAAGAGACCUCAAAGCCUGCCUACACAGUGACACACUUCCUGCAACAAGGCCACUCCUCCUAAUAGUGCCACUCCCUGUGAGCGAAGCACAUUCAAAUACAUGAGUCUAUGGGGGGCCCUACUUAUCCAAACCACCAUAGACAUGAUUAACUUCUAAUCAUUUAACUUUGAUCCCCAUUUUCAGUGCACACCGUGAGAGGGUGUUGUAAUGUAAGGAUAUGAAGCCCUGUGCCUUUGCCUGCAAGUUGCUUGAAAUAUAUUUAAGAUCAUAGAGUGCACUGCAGAAAACAGGACGCUUCACUCUGCAGAGUCCCAAAGCCUCACCUAGGGCCUUAAGGAGGUGUGGUGUGACACCCUUAGGCUCUGUUCGGCAGCACCGAUUCGUCACUGUCCUUGCCUUCUAGCUCCACGCAGCAGGAAAUCGCUGUGGCAGGAACAUUCUGUGUAGACUGCAGUUCCUAGACACCAUCUGGGGACCGGCGUCGGCUUGGUUCCUUCUGCAGAGUCAUCCAGGGAGCUUGUUAAGCAGCCGCACAUCUUGGCCUCAUUCUCGAAGUGUUUGUAGGUUUGGGAUGAGGCCCAGAACUUUAUGUUUUAAAACACUCUCUAGGUAAUUUUGGGUCUGGGAGCCACUGAUUUGCCAUUGUCUCAGACUGUGGGCUUCCUAGUGUCUUUGUUUAGUACUUUACUGUCCGGAAUCAAUGCCUGCAGGGGAAGACCUUGACGUUUCGGUUCCUCCAGAGGGUUAACAUCUCUACUUAGAUUCUGGAAGCCCACAACUUCCUGGAGACUCAUGGGAAACAACUGCAGGGCUGUGGGUGAGAGUGAGGAAGGGUUAGGAGUGUGUGAUGUCAUAGGCUGUAGCGCUCAGCAGAACUAGAGACGAGGAGACGAGGAGGGGCGCAGAGCACUCUGAGGCAGCAUCAUAGGCUCACUGGAGUCAUCUCUGCAAGGUGAUGUGUCACCAAUCAGUAUGUCCCCCAUCAGUCAAUCUCAGUUUAUUCCACUCGGGGAAAUCCUUUGCUUGGCCAUCUCGGCAAUGAACUCUGCGAGAAAGCCUGUCACCCAGGAGGCGCUGAUGGAACACCUGACGACGUGUUUCCCAGGUGUUCCAACCCCAAGCCAAGAAAUUCUACGGCAUACCCUAAACACACUGGUACGGGAGAGGAAAAUCUAUCCGACUCCGGAUGGCUAUUUCAUUGUGACCCCACAGACUUAUUUCAUUACUCCUUCCCUCAUAAGAACUAACAGUAAGUGGUACCACUUGGACGAGAGGGUACCUGACAGGUCUCAGUGUACCUCUCCACAACCAGGAACCAUAACGCCCUCUGCCUCAGGCUGUGUCAGGGAAAGGACAUUACCCAGAAAGCACUGCGACUCUUGCCACUGCUGCCGAGAAGACAUGCACAGCAUGCAUGCCUCCACUCUGCAGAGGAAGCCCGCCAAGGACUGCAAAGACCCUUACUGCCCUCCUCCGCUGUGCCAGGUGCCACCCACUGAUAAAAGCAAAAGUACUAUAAAUUUCUCUUAUAAGACGGAAACUCUCUCUAAACCUAAAGAUGGUGAAAAGCAGUCCAAGAAAUUCGGCCUUAAGUUAUUCCGGCUGAGUUUUAAAAAAGACAAGACCAAACAGCUGGCCAAUUUCUCUGCCCAGUUUCCUCCUGAGGAGUGGCCUCUGCGAGACGAGGACACGCCCACGACUAUCCCCCGGGAGGUGGAGAUGGAGAUCAUCCGUCGUAUCAACCCGGACUUGACGGUGGAAAAUGUCAUGAGGCACACUGCACUGAUGAAGAAACUUGAAGAAGAAAAAGCUCACCGGAGCAAAGCCGGGUCCUCCGCCCACCACAGUGGAAGGAGUAAAAAGAGCCGGACUCACCGAAAGUCCCACGGGAAGUCUCGGUCACACAGCAAGACUCGAGUGUCCAAAGGAGAUCCUUCGGAUGGCUCGCAUCUGGAUAUCCCUGGUGAGAGGGAGUAUGAAUUUUGCGACCCUCUAACCAGGGCCCCCAGAGAGGGCUGCUUCAUCAUUGAACACAAAGGAGACAACUUCAUCAUGCACAGCAACACGAACGUGAUCGAGUCCCAUUUCCCCAUGACGCCAGAAUGGGAUGUGUCUGGCGAACUGGCCAAAAGGAGAACGGAGAUGCCCUUUCCCGAACCUUCCAGGGGAAGCUCCCACUCCAAAGUGCACCGAAGCCACAGCCAUACCCAGGACCGGAGGUCCAGGAAUGAGAGGUCCAACAAGGCCAAGGAGAGAUCCAGGUCAAUGGAUAACUCCAAAGGCCCCCUGGGCGCUUCUUCUCUCGGGACUCCGGAAGACCUGGCUGAAGGCUGCAGCCAAGAUGACCAAACAGCCAGCCAAUCAUACAUUGACGACAGUACGUUAAGGCCUGCGCAAACGAUUGGUCAUCAAAGGGCUCAUAUUCCUUCUGCCAGCUAUAAAGAGGUGUGCAUUCCAGAAAUAGUUGGUGGCAGCAAGGAACCUUCUAGUGCUUGUAGCCUUUUGGAGCCAGGCAAAUCCCCUGAGAGUAUGCCGUCUUAUGGGGAACUCAGCCCUUGCCCGGCAAAAACAGCUGUGGAUGACUAUUUUCAGUGCAACACUUCUAGUGAGACUGUGCUCACAGCACCGUCUCCUUUAGGGAAGAAUAAGGAGGACCACGACACUUUGACCUUGGUGGAGGGGGUAAAAAAGCUGUCUCCAUCUGAGAGGCAGACCCCCCACUCUUCCAGGGAUCCUGUUGGGCACAAGGAGGAGUCACCAAAAGGGCCAGGUGGGGGCCCUGCAGCUUCUGGUGGUGUGGCAGAGGGGUUGGCCAAUGGCCGUCUUGUCCAACAUCAUAGUGCAGAACCCAGCAACUUGGACAAAAGGAAAGAAAUAUUCAGCAAAGACACACUGUUCAAACCUCUACACAGCACCUUGUCUGUAAACAGCUAUCACAAAUCCAGCUUGUCCCUCCUCAAAUCUCACCCGAAGUCACCUGCUGACACACUGCCAGGCCGAUGUGAGAAAAUGGAACCUUCCCUUGGGACGUCUGCGGCCCAAGCCAUGCCUCCGUCCCAGCGUCAGCAGGAGCCUGGAGGGAACCAGGAGGCCUCCUUUGACUAUUACAACGUCUCCGACGACGACGACUCUGAGGAAGGGGCCAACAAAAACACAGAGGAGGAGAAAAACAGAGAUGAUGUGGGCACCAUGCAGUGGCUCCUCGAGAGGGAGAAGGAAAGAGACUUGCAGAGGAAGUUUGAGAAGAACCUCACCCUCCUCGCCCCAAAGGAAACCGAUAGCAGCAGCAACCAGAGAGCCACCCACUCAGCCCGGCUCGACAGCAUGGACAGUAGCAGCAUCACCGUGGACAGCGGAUUCAACUCCCCACGCACUCGGGAAAGCCUGGCUUCCAACACAUCAAGCAUUGUUGAAAGCAACCGCCGUCAGAAUCCUGCUUUGAGUCCGGCCCAUGGCGGAGCUGGUCCAACCUUCAACUUCCGCGCCAGUACGGAUCCCCCGACCAGCGAAGCUGAGAAAUUACAGAAACCUUCCAACUGCUUGCAAGCUUCUGUUACUAGUGUAUGAUUGUCCUUCUGCCUCAGAUCUUCUGUCUCAUUCGAUACAGCAACGUUUACGACGAUUGGGACUGAUGUUUACAUCUCUUCAAAGGCAAACAUCUCAAGCACAGGUUGGGGGUUACUUGAGCUGUGCUGCUAAGUAGGCUAGGGCAAAAAAAAAAAUCUUCAUUUCAGAGUAUUGCUUUUCACAUGUAUGGCUCUGUAGCUACCAAAUAGCAGUAUGGGAGAUACGUACACUUCCGCUUCACUAAUUGUAUCUGAGCACACAUAGGAAAGUCUAAACACUGUAAGUGGAACAUGCAUUUUUCGAUGUCAUACAGUUGCCAAUUCCAUUCUGAAAAUGCCACAGAGAUGUGUUGCUCCCUGCCGGCCUACGGGGUACGGGCCGUGGGACUCAUCCUUGAUAACCCCGCCCCCUCAAACCCCCGCCCCCUCAAAAAAAAGCCAAGCCGCCACAAAAUGUAAAUGUAGGGGUGUGUCCAUUGUGAGAAAAAACAGUGCCAAACUGGGCAGAAGGGACCCCAGCCCUUUAUGUGUGAGUCCUUUAAAGUACCAGUCAUUUUUCACUGUGAGUUUUCACGACACUCUUGCAGGAGCCCAUGGAAGUGGGUCAGAGGUCCCAAUGGAAGUUGUUGGGGUAUUUGUUUUUACUGUUUUCCAGCUCACUAAAUGCUUGUCUUGAGUUUUUUGUUUUUUUAACCUUCCCUAAUCACAAACAGGAAUAUAGGCCUUUGAGGUGGACAAAGGAAAGGAAAUGCGGUCUCAUGGGGGCACAGCACUGAGUGCUGGAGAAGGGUGUGUGGAUGACCAGGAGGGAUGAAUCAGAUACUGGAGAAGGAUGCUUCCCUCCUUGGGACACUUAGGAUGAUCGAGCUGACUAUAUUAGAUGCGGUGAUUAAUCUGUUGGGAAGUAAAAUGUUCUUUAUGAUACAAAUGAAGAAUGUGGCCCGAGGGUGUUAUUCUUUCUAAUGGAAGGGACAUAAAUCUAUUUUAUGUAGUUUUAAAUAGAAUGCCUAAAUUAGGCUGUGGAGAUGAUUUUUAGUGGUUGUAGGAAAAGAGCAAAUUUAGGGAGAGUUAAACUUCAGGCCUUUUAUUCCUGGGAAGAUAUCUAUAGAGACAACAUUUAAAGUAAUUUUUGAUUAGAAAUAUACAUGGGCCCAUGUAAUGAACAGCAGAAUGUCCUCAUUCUGCUGGCGUGGUAUAUUCUUAAUUUGUACUCCCCUAAAGUGUAUCAGAAUGACACUUAUGCAUUCAUGAACUAUGCCAGAGUAAUGUUUACAGAUACUUUGUAGUGAUUUCAGGAGGCGCCUUUUGGGUGGACAUCAUCUUUGCAAUGACUUCUCCAAGCUCUGCUUUGGUUUAAGACGUCAUGCUCAGUAUCCCAAGGCUUUGCAGGAGGGGGACCACUAACCAUUACACUUCAGUCCUACCAGAAAGGCUCUCUUCAAAAGUCCCUUGAUCUUAUUUUCUGAGACGCGUGGCAUACCUCUGUAGGUUCUGAAAAUCUUAUCUGCACGUGGGUUAGGUCUGAUCUCAGAAAAUGGUCUGAAACAAAAUUACAUUCAGUUGAGUGUCAAAUGAUUUUUGGAGCCAUAUGCUUUAAUGAAUUUAUAGAUAAAUAACUUAAAAAUCAGUAUAAAAUAUUUUCACUCAAGAUUUCAGCAAUGAGCAUAAGUUUGUGAGCUACUUCUUUUUCUGUGUCAGGCUGAAUCACUAGCAAGGUGUCUAAGGGAGCACAGUCAUAUGAAGCAGUUGGAAACAUGUACAUUCAUUUUGUCUGCUAUUUGGAAGUUGUACUAUUGGGUCAAACUGGGCUCCUUAAGCUUGGUAUAAAUUUCUUUUUCUUGCUUAUUGUAAUGAAGCUUAAGCACAGUUCUCAGUAUACUGCUACAUUGUUGAAAUGCUUAAGGGAAUUGGCUUCGAAUCCCAUACUCUACUUCCUCCUGGCAUGCCUCAGUUGUUCAGAAGCACAUUGUUUCUCUGAUUACUUAAGUAAUGUCCAGAAAGAGCAACCAUGUAUCUGAUUACUACAUAGUCUGUUUGCUUAAGGAGCCGUACACCAUAAGAUUCCUGGAUCUGGUCUAAAUCAAUUUGCCCCCCCCACCCCGCGCCCUAAAAAAACCUGCUCUGAAACUUUUGGCAUACUCAGUUCAUAAAUAACAGAACUGUUAAAACAAUACACUAAUCUCUGAUUGACCUCUGAACAUAGUAGCCAUUGAAAGAAUUGAGUGCCGUGCGAGCAGGAGAGGACAUAAUUAUGUUUUAAGCGAAGCUUUAAAAUAUGCAUUUUUGAUAGUUCACCAAAAACAGGUUUACAGAAGACAUUUUCCAAACAAAAUGUGUACACUAUUUGCCUAAUCACUAUGGAGUACAAGAUUUAAAAAAAUAAUAAGUGGAUAAGCAAAAGAACUUCCCUUAGACCAGCAGCCAUUAGCACUGAACGAUGGGCUUUAAAGAUGAUGUAACACAUACACAGACAUUCCGUGGAGAAACACUCUCGUCUGAAUCUAAUCUGGAUUCUUGAAUGGAGAGGCAUUGGUGGUAGGAGGCACAUGGCAGUGUGAUGCGUACAUGUGUCUAAGAUGGUCUCCUCAAAAUGGUGAGACUCUUUGACUCUCACAGCCUCGAGACUCUCUCCAGGCUUCGUCAGUUUUCUCCACUGGAACCAUAGCUCUGUGUUCUGUGACGGCAUGUCUAGUUUUAGAGUUUAUCAACGGAAAGGUUUACAAAACUGAAUCUGGUUGAAUCUCUGUGAGGCAUUCAACUUUAAAGGGUCAACACAUCUGUCGGCAUUUUGCACACGUAUGUAUUAUUAUGAUACAGCAUAUUACUUUAUGGUAAUUUUUAUUUUUUACAUAUAACUACCUCCAUGAAUUUGAUGAAAUGGCAGCAGUGUGUUUAAGUGUGUUCUUCAGAAAAAGCAAUGUUGCAAACGUGUUUCAGCGGUAGGCCAUGGCGUGGCGUGUGUGUCGGUGACUUACCCAUUGGACUCAUGACCUUUUCAUUGCCGUGAUUUUCUUUCACAACAUUCUUUGGCUCCCAACUGUAAGCCUGUUGUCCUCUUUUUCUCUCUCCCUUCUCCCCCAUGAAAGCACAUUUGAUUUGUUACAAAUGAACGAACAUUUUAAAAUUACUGUCUUCCCUGCUUCUACACGCUCACUAUUAGAGAAAAAAAAAAGUCUUCUCUGGCAAAGAGCCACUUGGUAAACAUUUAGGAAGUUAUUAAUUCCUAUAGAAAUUACAUUGAAUUGUUAGGGUGUUUUUUUCCCCAGUAACAAAAGAUAUGUGAAAAUUUUGGACUGCCAACUUGAAGCACUUUGGGCCUCUCUGCCUCUAUGCUACCCUAUGGAGCCCAAACUUUUUUUUAUUAAAAGAACUGUGCCAUGCAUUCUGAGAUGUCUGUUAAGUAAUUUGUCUACCCUUUGAUUGCACAUCUCAGGAGACUUUAAUGAGUGCAAGAAUAGGGUGUGUGUGCACCCAAUAGAGAAAACCAAUGUGAGAGCUGAAAUGGGAGUAGCCGGGUAGAAAUAAGAAAUGCCGGUGUCUUUGAUGUUGGAGAAUUCAAGUUCAGGAAAUAUGAAUGGAAAGAGAAUGUGGAGGAGCAGUGAUUUGAACACCAGCUGUUCCUAAAUGUCUCUUUUCUGAGAACUCAGCCAAUAUUGUUACAAUGUCACCAAGACAGGAAAGGCAGUAAGGACAGAAGAACAUAGUUUCUCUUUUAGGUUAGCAUAGCUUUGUAAAGUCCUACCUAGGAUUAUCCACUGGUCACCACAAAGUGUACUUGAAGAUAAAGUUUGUAACUUCAGUGAUAGGCACAGUUCUCACAAAACCAUUUGGGAGGGGUAGCGUUCUGAGCUUGCACUAACAACCAACGACUGGUAAUGUUCUGCAGCUCAUCUGGCGAUCUCAAAGUGCUUCCGAGGCAUUAGGCGUACAAUUGCAGGGCAGGUCCAGUUUCUCAUACCCAGGCUUGACAGGAGCAAACAAAUGGAGUGUCUUGAGAUCACCCAUAAACACAAUGGCAGCUCUCAGUGACCUAUUUUCUAUCUGUUUGAUAGGCCAUGGUGAGAAAUCACUAAGAUGCUAUUUUUAUGAUGUGUGCUAAUAAAGAAAACAAAUACAGCUUGACACCUUGUCCAUUUCAUUCAAAGAGGUAUGGGUGUUUGGAAUCUCAGCACCUCAGCACCCCUUACUGGUAUUGAGUUAUGACGUGGGAGAGGAGCAAAUCCACACCAAUGCCACUGUCAUCCAAAGCCAGUCCAGGCAUCCACCUUUGUUUACAGCUCCUUAUUAGGUCCCUGUCAUAUCUGUGUUAAAACAAAACCCCAUCUCCAGGAACAUUGGCUGCUCCAGGCAGUGGAAGGUGCUGAAACAGUUGUGUUUUUUUUCUCUUAAUUUUCCUUUAAAAUAUUCAUCAAGCACUCCUCACAGUGUUCAGCAACAUACCACUCACUACGUUAUAUCAAGCCCUGCUUCGUAGAAUCUGGGAAGCUGAUCCAGUUCCAAGAGUUUUGUCAAAUUAUGAGAUAGAAGGUCUUUGACUUCUGCUUUCUCCUUUCCCACAGACCAGACCCACACCCAACUAGCAGUGCAGUGCAGACCACAGUAGACUCGAAGUGGUGCUUCCUCCCCCGACCCCCGACCCCCAUCCAUUGUCAAAGCCAUCCAAUAAUGUCCUGUGAGCGAGGGACUCUUUGGCCCGUGUUUAAGGCUUGGGGAAAUUAGAAACAAGAAAAAUGAAUGCAAAAAGCCAUGGGAGGCAUUGGUUUCCUUUGGGCUAGUUAAACAUGGUGGCAAGGGAUUGCUAUUGUAUGAGCUUUGCCAAGAAAUACAAAAGACUCAGCCAUCACCCCAUCCUUCUCGAAGAAGGUUUUAUAGUAUUAAUGAUACAAGUGAUAUUUUCCCAUGGAGUUUUCCUUAGGAUACAUUUCAUAAAUUAUACACAUGAGACAUUUUAGCAUUAGAUCUCAUGUGUUUGCCAAAGGUACUGGCUUCUCCCUGGCUUGGAGUCCAUCCUCUUGUCUUGCAUCAGCAACGCAGAGGGGCUCCUCGGUGAUGGCUUCUAGAAUACAUAUGCCUGUGUCUUUAUUGUUGUGCACAGGCUUAACAUUUGCAAAAUUGAGAAUUCGGCAAAGCUCCAGGGGAACUAAGCGGUCUUGUGAUUGUAUGCAGGCAGUCAGAGGCCUUUAAUGGCUCAUUGUCGGCUUCACUUGUGAACACAUACACCCUCCCGACUAGGAAAAGGGUGUUUCCAGGUGAGGUACCAAUGGCUUGGAAAGGCAGAAAUGGAAGGUUAGAGCUUGGCUGGUCCUUGUGCACCUGCCUACCUCCCUGUCCAAAGGCUGACCUUGGUACCCGCCCCCCCCCCAUUCCCCUUCUCUCACCCCAAAAGAGGUACCAAAUCUGAGACCCGAGCUCUCCUUCAAUCCCAGUCCUCUACAGCUCCAGGACCUUCAUAUAGAACAUUCUCGACAGCCCCGCCUUCCUUUCCUCUGAGCGUUACCCUCUCCGCCUCCCCACCACCACCAGAUACCUACCCCACCACCACUCUUUCCACAUUGGAAGAACAGAAUACUGUGUAGUAUUGUGCACGCAUGCCAGUUAGGAGUAGAACUGCCCUAGGGUCACCUUCACAUCAGUGUCAACAGCUACAAACAUAAAGUCCUUAGAGCAGUCACAUCCAUACUCUCUGGAAGAGAAUUCAAUUUGACCAUCUAAGUUCCAAGGGAUCGUGGCUCUGCGGGCGUCUUUCUCUGUGUGGCUGACUGUGACUAUUACAUUAGGGUCAGUGAGCUAAGAAGUACGUGUGGGAUUCACUGUGUUAGGAAGGAGUUUUGCAGCCAAGACUGCCUUGAAUAAAAAUGUUUUUGCACUGAAAAAAAAAAACUUUAAAUGACUUGGUCUCUGGUUGCUGUAAAGGUCAUCCAAGAUGGAUGUUCUGUUUAUAUUGUAUAGUAUUUCAUAAGAAAUAACUGCAGUUCAUGAAACGUCUUCCCUAAUGUUACUGAUUUCUAACAGCACAUUUGUAACAUGGUUUUUAUCGUGUCCGUGUACCAUACUGUAAAUGAUGAUUCCUUGUCAUGCUUAGUAUAAUAAGUUAAAAGGAAAAAAAAAAAGGACAGGGAUUUUUGUAAGUCUAUAUUUGAAAGUCCCUCCAUAUGGUAAUAUUGUGUUCAUGUUGUUUAUGUAGUGUUGUGUGAAAUAUCCAUUUUGGAUUGUGUUACUUUUUAAGAUAUUAAAUAACAUUUGGUUAUAUGUGUAA